Lactuca virosa is the source of this 1572-nucleotide messenger RNA. The record is from the annotation of a GenBank genome assembly. Lineage: Eukaryota; Viridiplantae; Streptophyta; Magnoliopsida; Asterales; Asteraceae.
UGAUCAUUUUCUUCAAAAGUCCCUUUCUUUUUUUUCAUUUCACAAAUUUUCUCCAACAGGAUAUUCAUACAAACGUUAACUAUUGGUCACAGUACCCAGAUAUAUUUUUUCCAAUUCAUGUGAACCACAUACCACCAUCCUCCAAAACCACCACUAGAUAAGGGGUUAUAGAUAAGGCCUAACCAUUCUUAUCCGUCAGAUGGAUUCACGCACUUCAUCCAACGGUUACCAAACCCUCACUUAGAUAACCCCUGAACAACCAUCCAACUCUAUACAUCAACAACUAAAUUCAUACUUGAACCCACACUUAUCCUACGACAAACCGGAGCACAGUAGCCUCCAUCACCGACAGUCAUGGCAUCCACCACAGCUGCGGCCGCCGCCACGUCUUCUUUCAUGGGAACCCGUCUCCCGGAACUGCAUUCCAGUUCUGGUCGAGUCACGGCCCGGUUUUCCUUCGGAAAGAAGAAAGCAGCACCUAAGAAAGUGUCCAAAUCCGUCACAUCCGAUCGGCCGUUAUGGUAUCCAGGUGCAAAAGCGCCGGAGUAUCUAGAUGGAAGCCUGGUUGGGGACUACGGAUUUGACCCAUUUGGUCUAGGUAAACCCGCUGAGUAUCUUCAGUUUGAUUUGGACUCAUUGGAUCAAAACUUGGCUAAGAACUUGGCUGGGGACGUGAUCGGAACCAGGUUCGAGAAUGAGGACGUGAAGUCGACUCCUUUCCAACCAUACACUGAGGUGUUUGGGCUUCAGAGGUUCAGGGAGUGCGAGCUGAUACACGGGAGAUGGGCUAUGUUGGCUACCCUUGGGGCGCUCGUUGUUGAAUCGGUUACUGGUGUUACAUGGCAAGACGCUGGAAAGGUGGAACUAAUCGAUGGUUCAUCUUAUUUUGGACAACCAUUACCAUUCUCUAUCACUACUUUGAUUUGGAUCGAGGUUUUGGUUAUCGGAUACAUUGAGUUUCAAAGGAACGCUGAACUCGAACCUGAGAAAAGACUCUACCCAGGUGGUCCAUUCGAUCCAUUGAACUUGGCAGCUGACCCUGAAAAGAAAGCUAUUCUCCAAUUGGCGGAGAUCAAGCAUGCUCGUCUUGCUAUGGUGGCGUUUCUUGGGUUUGCUGUCCAAGCUGCAGCCACCGGAAAGGGCCCGCUCAACAACUGGGUAACCCAUUUGAGUGACCCGCUUCACACUACCAUUCUUGAUACCUUUGGGUUCUUUUCCUAGAUCUAUUUUGUUUUAAUUACUAUCUCUACAUAUGAUACUUAUGCAUCCUCGUCUUUACUAUGACCUUGUAAAGUUUGUAACAUUUGGCUGUUUGAGUAUUAUCACCUAUUCUUGUGCAAAUGCAGUUAAUUUACGUAAUGUGGUCUGGCCACGAUUGUGAAUGAUUCAAGCAACUACAGCUCGCUUUCUCUUGAAAUAGUACUUCAAAGUUUUUUUUGGGUGGGGGAGUAAUAGGUUUGAGCUAAAAAUUCGUGAUCAAUUGAAAACUAUACACAACUGUGAAUGAGAGGCACCAAAGGCUUGGCCGUGUGUUGCAUUAGAGAAGAAAACUACUAACACAAUAAAUUCACC